This is a messenger RNA of Paramecium pentaurelia, 366 nucleotides long. The record is from the annotation of a GenBank genome assembly. Lineage: Eukaryota; Ciliophora; Oligohymenophorea; Peniculida; Parameciidae.
AUGUUAUUAUUGCUUCUCUUACCAUUUGUUCAUUCAAUUCCAAUUUCAGAUCAAAUUCAACCUGCCUUCAUUAACAAUCUUAACAAACAAGAAAACAAACCUAUUUAAACUAAAGAAUUAUUCUUAUUAGAAAUUGCAGAUUUUUUUUAAGGAACACCUUUCUAUAAUUUUCUAGGUAACUUUCAAUUCCUUAUUCUAUUAGACUUGUAAAAUAAAGACAAUGAAACCAAAAGAAUAGUAAUUGCCACUGUUUUGUCAAUUUUUCUGAUAGUCGUUUUGUGCGUGAUUAUUUAAUUUAUCUUGGAUAUAGCCAAAUAAUCCAAUAUUUAAUUAAGCAUUGAAAAGAAGUCAAACUUAUCUGAUUGA